CAAUCAAGACAAUAAUUACGGGGAAAAAGUGAUUGUCGAUGUAAUUGUUUUGUAGUGAGGUGGCAAAGUUUAUUUCAACAAUCUACAACAAAUACUGAAGUAUAGAAGAACCGAAGACUUUUUUAAUGGAGAAAUUUUUUUAUUCAGUUUUAUUUUGGGUUAUUUAGUAAUUGAGUUGAUUUAGUUUGACCGGAGGGGUGAACUUUAGUCGUCAUAAGGUUUGCCGAGGUCGUCCGAGUCGCUGAUGUCGUUAUCGAUCCUGGUUUCAAGUUGGUCAGCACGUCGACGCGAAACUUUUUUAGUGCGAAGUCGAGUCUUGGAACAGCUCAAGGGUAAUUUUGAGCUUUUGGCCGACUUUUGACCUUGAUAUUGUGAGGUGGCCCAGGCGAGGAUGGCGGACCAGGAAGAAUUGGAUUAUCAUAUAAUGUUUCCGGAAGUUCCUGCGUCCCCAAAAGACGCGACGAUCACCACUUCCUCGUCUGACGAACAGGACCGUCGCGAUGACUUCGUCUUCGUUUACGAAGAGAACAAGCGACCGGUGGUCGUCCUCCUCGGCUGGGCCGGAUGUCAAGACAAGUACCUAGCCAAAUACAGCGCCAUAUAUGAGGAAAAAAGUUGUAUCACAUUGCGUUACACGGCACCGGCGGAUUGUUUAUUUUUAAGGAGGGACAAAAUGCCUUAUAUUGGAAAAAGAUUAAUUCAAGUAAUAAUGGACAAAAGUCUUGGAGAGCAUCCUAUUUUCUUCCACAUAUUCAGCAACGGAGGGGCCUUUCUUUAUGAAUAUGUUAGUGUGGCAAUGCAACGAGCUGGAUCACCUUUUCAGGUGAAAGGUGUAAUAUUUGAUAGUGCACCAGGUGAGAGAAGAGUGAUGUCAUUAUUCAGAGCAAUCAGUGCAAUUAUUGGUGGCCAUCCUGUCACCAAUAUUCCGAUGUCUUUUUUCAUCACAUUUUUCCUCUCCGUUAUUUGGAUUUUUGAAAUUAUCAUCCAAUCAUCAGUGGCAAAAGGAAAAAUGAUGGCGAGCCUUGCCUCCCUUGCUGAAGAACCUUAUUCUUGCCCUCAGUUAUUUCUUUAUUCAAACACUGACACUUUGAUAUCAGCUGCUGACGUGGAAAAAUUCGCAAGUCGCAGAGCAGAAAGAGGAGUUGAAGUGCAAAUGGUCCUCUUCACAAAUUCUCCUCACGUGAAACAUUACGCCACUUAUCGCGAUGUUUACGUAAAUACGGUCUGCCAUUUCAUAAAUGAGUCUUUGAGAAAGAAACAGUUAAACAUUGAAGAAAACAUGCCAAAUUUUGAUCAAGAAGAUAUUAUUUUUCAAGAAAAAUUACCAGGUUUAAGAAAAAGAGUUGUCCUUCCUCAAGAAGCGACCAAAUAGAAAAUGUAUAAAUGUGUUUAAUUUCAAUAAAAAUAUUUUCCUCUUGAUUAAUUAUAUAAUAAGUUACAUAUUUGAAAAAAAACUAAAAAUUAAAGACAGAUAUAAUAAUAAUAAUAAUCAGUGAUCUUCAACUAAUAAUUAAUUCUUUAAUUUCUACAUGUUUUCUACUCCAGGUUUUACAUAAUUAUGAUUUUAGUUAUUCCUUUUCGAUUCUUUAAAAAUGUGUAUUUUUUUAGUUGUGUCUCAAAAUAAAUUAAUUGUUGGAAAAUAUUCUUUGUAAAUUAAAGGCUAUCAAAAUCGUAGACUAAAGUUUGAAACAGAAACUAGUUGUUUGCAUCGAUAGAAAAAGUGUUCAAAAUUGUUCCAAGAAAAAAUUGGCAGAAAUUCUAAGAGAAAACAAAGAGUUUUAAAAGUAGGAAUGUAUCAAUGUCUGCAAUAUUAAAUAAUAAAUCAAUUGAUCAAUUUAUUGUAAAUUCUAAAAUUGAUUUUAAAAAGUGGAAAAUCAAAGAAUUUAACUCAAACAUUAUUUUGCACAUGCAAAAUUGUAAAUACACGCUCUAUUUAUUUAUUGUUGUAUUGAAAUAUUUAUGUUAUUUAUUUAUUUAUAUAUUUAUUUGUCCAAUUACAAACCACUGGCUUUUAAAUAUAAUUAAUUGAUAAAGUGAAUCACUUUUGUAUUUAAAUCCCCAGGUAUCAUAUGUUAAAUGAGUCUUUUAAUUAGCAUAAAUGAAUCCACAAAAAUGAGUAAUUCUGAAACAUGAAAUUAAAUUGAAAAUUGAAAAUUCAACUUUUCCUAACUGGAUUUUUCUAGAAAUGUCUUCGAUAAUAAUAACAUUUUUUAAAUCAAAUUCACUUGUCUCUAAUUACUAAGCAAAAUGAUAAUUUUUUAAAGCUUUUUGUCUGUUAAAUUUUAAUAUAAAGUAAUAUGUGUCAAGCUGGUCUUGAUCAAUUAAAUUAUUAGUAACAAAUUUAUUGUAUUGAUUAUUACGUAAUAAUGGAUUAGAUUGAGGAA
Messenger RNA from Belonocnema kinseyi, 2384 nucleotides. RefSeq names its product transmembrane protein 53. NCBI's taxonomy places the organism in Eukaryota, Metazoa, Arthropoda, Insecta, Hymenoptera, Cynipidae. The coding region runs from base 392 to 1372 and encodes 326 amino acids. The record is from RefSeq and is a predicted model, not a curated record. The transcript has 6 exons.